This is a messenger RNA of Mesorhabditis belari, 1155 nucleotides long. The record is from the annotation of a GenBank genome assembly. NCBI's taxonomy places the organism in Eukaryota, Metazoa, Nematoda, Chromadorea, Rhabditida, Rhabditidae.
AUGCUUAGAGCCAGAUACAAGCAGUUGAACGACGAAGAGAAACGACUCAACGGGGAAAAUGCUCGACUCUGGGAUGAAGUGCAGAAAGCGCACGCCGAUUUGGACGAAGAAACGACUGGCCGAAUCGGUUUCCAAGAUCAAGUUCAGACUCUAAUGGAAGAACUCGAGUUCCUUCGCAGAAUUCACGAACAAGAGAUCAAGGAAUUGCAAUUCUUGUUGUCCCAGGCUCCGGCGGAAACUCGGGAGUUCUUUAAGAACGAGUUGGCUUUGGCGAUUCGUGACAUCAAGGACGAGUACGAGUUCAUCGCGACUCAAGGCAAACAAGAUAUGGAGAGCUGGUACAAGCUCAAGGUCUCUGAAGUGCAAUCGUCCGCAAACCGCGUGGUUUCCGAGGGCGGACAUCAGCGCGAAGAGGUAUCUCGAAUGCGUCACAGUAUGGCUGACAUGCGCGGAAAACUCGGCGAUUUGGAGGAGAAGAACGCUCGUCUUGAGAAAGAAGCACAAACGCUCCAUAGUCAACUCGAUGAUGACCAUCGUCAAUACGAGGAUGCCAUCAAUUAUCGUGACAGAGAGUUGCGCCGACUGAGAGAAGAGUCACAAAGAUUUCAUAUCGAGCUCCAGGAGUUGUUGGCUACCAAACAAAUUCUGGACGCUGAGAUUGCCAUUUACAGAAAGAUGAUGGAGGGUGAGGAGAGCCGUGUUGGCAUUUAUGCUGAAAAAGUCGCUACGAGAAGCACUGUGGAGGAAAAUGAGAGCCAUAGCAGCAAUGAGAUCCGAACGACGACCCGCUUUCAUCGAUCAGCACACGGUAAUGUAACAUUCGGUGAUUGCGACUGGCACGAUGGUACCUUUAUCUCCCUCCAAAACACUCAUGGAAGCAAGGAUGAAGACCUAAGUGGAUACAAAGUGUCACGAAAAUUGGAUAACAAUCAAUACAUCAACUAUGUUCUUCCAGAAAAUACUGUUCUCAAGGCUGGCAAGACGUUGAAGCUUUACGCUCGUGAUCAUGGACCCCAUUCACCACCGAACUCCCUUGUGAAUGCCGCUGAUGAAACCUGGGGACUCGGCGCUAAUGUUGUGACAACAUUGUUUAACAAAGAAGGCGAGGAAAGGGCAACUCUUGCACAAAAAACCGCUUCCACUCAAACUCCUAUC